AUGGCAGCCACAAAUGUAUCCAAGGAUACGAUUUCGCCUUACAAACAGAAACUAAGAUGAAAUUCUUUGAGAAAGAGCUUUAAUGGCAUCAUCAACAAGGUCAUGACCAUGGAAUAUAUCACAGACAUUGUUCCCGAAUUGUUUUCUCAAAACUUGAUCCGCGGGAGAGGGCUCUUCUGCAGAUCCCUUAUAUCACAGAUGGCCUAUCCGGAGUAUACCAUUGAGUUUGCCGCGCUUGUUGCGGUCGUAAAUUCCAAGUUUCCUGAAGUCGGUAAUCUUUUACUCAGAAGAAUUGUUUUGCAAUUCAAAUGGGCUUAUCAUAGGAAUGACAAGCCUCAUCAGUUACAUGCUACUGUUAAGUUUAUAGCACAUUUGGUGAAACAGCUAGUUGCACAUGAGAUUAUUGCUUUGGAAAUACUCACGGUUUUGCUUGAUAACCCUAUUGAUGAUAGUCUUGAAGUAGCUGUUAGUUUUCUUAUAGAAUGCGGUUCAACUUUGCAGAAUCUUUCACCUAAAGCCCUUCAUGCUGUAUUUGAGCGUUUUCGUUGGAUUUUAUAUGGUGAAGUUGAUAAGCGUGUUCAGUUUCUAAUUCAAGACUUAUUUGCUGUAAGAAAAACUAGGUUUCAGAGUUAUCCAGCUGUUCCACCUGAAUUAGACCUCGUGGACGAGGAGGAUCAGUUGACGCAUGAAGUGUCGUUGAAUGAGAGUAUAGAUCCAGAGUUUUCGCUUGAUGUAUUUAGACUGGAUCCAGAUUAUGUAGAGAACGAAAAACAUUAUGAGCAGUUGAAGAAAACUAUCUUGGGAGACGAAGAAGAAAUCGAGGGUGAUCAGGAAGGCGACUCAGUCGUUGAAUCAGAUGAAGAAGAUGGCGAGAAGCAUAUGCAGAUAAGGGAUGAAGCCGAUACCAAUCUUGUGAAUCUUCGAAGGGCUAUAUAUCUGACCAUUAUGUCGUGUUUAGAUUUUGAGGAAGCUGGUCAUAAGCUUCUCAGAAUUAUUCAUCGCCAGAAAGGUCAAGAGAUCCAAUUAUGCAAUAUGAUUCUACAAUGCUGCAGGUAUGAAAAAGUUUAUCGUCCAUACUAUGGUCUUCUGGGGGAGCGUUUUUGUAUGAUCAACAAAGUUUAUCAACAAAACUUUGAAAAGUGUUUUGCUCAACAGUUGUCAACAAUUCACAGGCUUCAAACAAAUCAACUCCGAAAUGUGGCACAGUUUUUUGCUCAUUUGCUUGCCACAUCGACUCUCCCUUGGAACGUGUUAUCAUAUAUCCGGUUGACUGAAGAGGACACAACUUCUUCUUCGCGGAUAUUUAUUAAGAUUCUGUUCCAAGAGUUAUCUGAGCAUCUUGGCAUCCAGGUGCUGAAUGAUCGGUUGAAUGAUCCAGUAAUGCAGGAUUGUUUUGAAUCAUUAUUUCCCAAAGAUAGCACAAAAAACACACGGUUUUCCAUUAACUUCUUCACGUCGAUUGGACUUGGCGAGCUUACUAAGAAUCUAGGCGUCUAUUUGAAAAAUCUGACCUUGCGGAGCUCCCAUUCAUUGGAUGAAAGUGGCAGAAAACGUAGAAGAAAAUAAAGCAAAUGCAUUUUAAGGCCCUUGCAAACCUUUUGAUUUAGAAUCAAUGGUUUUACAAUAUGUUAAGUUAGUUUACUUUCCUUUUUCAUAACUGUUGAUAGUUAGAAUUGGAUUCUGCUGAUGUAGAGGGAUGUUGAGUUUGUUCUGCUCGGAUUUUA
Molecule: messenger RNA, 1724 nt
Organism: Medicago truncatula (barrel medic)
Lineage: Eukaryota; Viridiplantae; Streptophyta; Magnoliopsida; Fabales; Fabaceae
Product: pre-mRNA-splicing factor cwf22
Biological process (GO): mRNA splicing, via spliceosome
Cellular component (GO): catalytic step 2 spliceosome
Molecular function (GO): RNA binding; protein binding
Source: RefSeq, a predicted model, not a curated record